Molecule: messenger RNA, 975 nt
Organism: Anisakis simplex (herring worm)
Lineage: Eukaryota; Metazoa; Nematoda; Chromadorea; Rhabditida; Anisakidae
Source: the annotation of a GenBank genome assembly
GUUUUCCCCUAUUGGCUAUCGUUGGUGGAUUAUUUGAAGUUGAAAGCGUUCGUCGAGUUGACGGUGUCGAAAUCGAUUCGGGAGGGGUGUCAGCAGUUAAUGCGUUUGUCCGGUUUGGGUGCGAUGAAACCGAACAUGGUGGUGAUUAGCUAUCACGAGAAGACACCCACAGAGACGACGUUGGUGGAGACGUGCCUACUGAAGGAUUUGAAAUAUUCAAGGAUUGAUAGGGCCGAGGUGGUGGAGUACUUCACUGCUGCGGAUUAUAUGCCGAGGGGGUGGGUAUUGGGUGGAAGAGUGGUUAGGGUGCGGUUUAGGUUUUACCGGGGUUUGGGUGGGUUUUACCGGGGUAUUAGGGGGGUUUUACCGAGGAUUUGGGAGAUGAAUGGGUCGUGUGAACGUUUAACAAAUGAGGAGUACGUACACAUAUUAAAUGAUGUGCUGCAUAUAAAUAAGAGUUUGUGCGUGGCGAGGCACUUCCAUAGACUCGAUAAGGAGACUUUGAGGACAUGGAACGGGCAGAAGAAAUUUAUUGACGUAUGGCCGGUUUGUAUGCAGAAACCGGGUGAGACAGGACUUGGAUGGGGUCAAAGGUCAUCGUUGGAAAUUGCUUUUCACUUUUUUAUAAAAUUUUUAGCAAAUUUCCUACUAAUUGUGGAAAUUUUUGGAAUGUUUCCAGUUUUUCGAAUUUUGGAAUGUUUCCAAUUGUUUAAACCGAAUUUCAGCUCGCUGUUUUUGCUGCAAUUGGCGUGUAUUUUGUCGAUGAGCUCACGAUGGCGUUCGCAUACCAUACUGAGAGUGUUCAUUUGUGUGAAUAGUUUACAGGUGUGUGGUUUUUUUGGUUUUUUCGGUUUUUUUGGGUUUUGGUUAUUUGAUUUUUUGGUGGAAAAUACCAACGAUUUUGACGAAUUUUUUGAAAAUUUCCAAAGUGAUUUGAAAAAUUUCUCACAGAAACCUUGUUCCAAUACUUCUUAA